AUGUCUAUGGCGUCUCAACCUCCACCUAACAAAUGGAUUUCUUGGUUGUCGCAGAUUUAUAGCUCGGGCAAGGGGCCAGUGCUCGGUACGGUCGAUGCCCAGGAAAUCGAAGAUAAAGCCCGCGAGGUUAUGAAGGACAAUUCUAUUGCAUACCUGUAUACGUUGAAGAGUGCAGGUACCUGUUCGACCGAUGAUGCUAACAGGAAGGCAUUUGAAAGGUGGAAGAUCGUCCCGCGCAUGUUGAACAAUGCUACAUUGCGCAAUGUUGAGACGACAAUUUUGGGUAUGAAAGUCUCUUCACCAAUAUUUGUAGGACCAGUCGGCAAACAAGGUCUGGUGCAUGCUGACGGAGAGCUUGCGACAGCUCGUGCAGCUGCGGCAGUCGGUGUACCGAUGAUUUUAAGUUCUUCUGCGUCGCGAUCCCUUGAGGAUGUAGCGGAAGCCAAUGGGCUGAAUGGACAACGAUGGUAUCAGUUUUACUGGCCUCGUUCUCCCGAUGUGGCAUUGUCCGUCCUCAAACGUGCGAAGGAAAAUGGGUAUACUGCUCUCGUUAUCACGGUAGACACAAUGAUUGUCGGAUGGCGAUCACAUGACCAUCGCAUCGGAUACAGCCCAGCGGGACAUGGGUUCGGCGUCCAACAGGGUAUGGCGGACCCGGUGUUUAUGAAACGCUAUGGGCUCGUUGCUCGACAUGAGCGUCCAAAAUUUCCAUUCGAUCAGGAAGAGAUCAGAAAGAAAGCCGCGGCAGGUGACGAGGAAACGAAACAAUCGAUGUUCCUUGCGAGCCAGUGGCUUGUCGAGACAGGAUUUGGGAUCUUCAGAACAUGGGACGACCUUCAAUUCGUCAAGGACAACUGGGACGGCCCCAUCUUGCUCAAGGGAAUACAAGCCGUCAAGGAUGCGGAGAAGGCGAUCGACAUAGGCAUCCACGGGAUUAUCGUCUCUAAUCACGGGGGUCGUCAGAUAGAUGGCGCAAUAGCCUCAUUGGAUGCGCUCGACAUGAUCAUGCGCUCACAGAAAGUUCUUGACGCGCAAAAAUCGGGUAAACUGACUGUCCUAUUCGAUUCUGGAAUUCGAACAGGAAGCGACAUAAUCAAGGCGCUUGCAAUCGGAGCACAGGGUGUUUUAAUCGCCCGACCUAUUGUUUAUGGACUUGCGAUAGCCGGCCAAGCGGGGGUAGAGCAAAUUUUGAUGCAAAGCAUCUGUGACUUACACGUUACGAUGGGUUUGUGUGGAUUUAGUGAUGUGAAUGACCUAAUAGGUAAACGAGAUGAACUGUUGGUCAAGGUAGACUACGGAGUAGACACACGUACGUUGGUAAAGUCGUCGAUGUAGACCGCCCUCUCCACACCACUAGUCUCGGUAAUAUAAUUUGGAUUUGUAGAUUGACACCCCCUAGUGCUACCGUUGUAAGUAUCCUCACCUACCAACCCCCUUCAUUUCAUGAACGUGUAAACAGUUGCGCAAGUAAUGCAGAUCAAGUCAGAACCAUAAUGUGCUUGCCAAAGGUGCAGACAAAGAAAACGUGACAAAUCACGAUGAUGAUAGGGCCACAGGCUGAGCGCUGAGCCCCGGCAAUGAGGUGAGGUGAUGAUGGUAAGGAUGCGAGAGUGGGACACACCAACGUGAUGCAGUCUGUCGUCAUUUGGCGGCAUCUCAAAUCGCUCGAAGCGGUGUUUAAAAUUCAAAUCCACUUGGACUCCGAGUUUGCCGGACUUGCGAUGCUGCCCCAAAGUGUCUAAAUCCUUGCUAAAUCCUUCGAGGCGGGGGCUAGCCCUGAUAUGUCUUUGACCGUCCAGAGCAAGGCAACAAACAGCUUCGAAUACAUC
Messenger RNA from Suillus discolor, 1829 nucleotides. RefSeq names its product oxidoreductase. The transcript has 7 exons. Gene Ontology annotation, molecular function: FMN binding; oxidoreductase activity. NCBI's taxonomy places the organism in Eukaryota, Fungi, Basidiomycota, Agaricomycetes, Boletales, Suillaceae. Bases 1 to 1335 code for a protein of 444 amino acids. The record is from RefSeq and is a predicted model, not a curated record.